CGAAAGGAAUGGAUUGCAAGACUUGCCCAAACCGUAAAAUCCCAUCAAUGAUCACCAAUCAUAGGGGACCCAGACGAGAUCUUUAAGCGGAAAGGUUAUGAAAUUUUCUGCAGCAAGUGGAAGCUGAAGGAAUGAAAUGACCCUUUCAAGCCGGCAAAAUCAGCUUCUUGAAGAGGGUUGAAACAAGGUUCCGAAAGCAUUUUUUAGAGACCAAUUUCUUCUUCCUUGCACGACACAUCCUCCGAAGGUUCUCUCAGAGAGUAGGGCACUCGCCUUGUACCUCGCCUUUAACAGAUACAACAGAAUAUGCUUCUUUGUCUCUCAGCAAAUUCAGCACCCACCAUACAUACCUUUUCUCAUUGAAACAGCUCGACUCAAACUUUAGAUCAUUCUUUGGUGCAACGAUGGGAAAUUGCCUGACUCUCUCGUCGACGACCGGUUCCCAAAGAAAAGGCGCUCCUCCCAUCGAGACCGCUUUCAAGUUUCCUUCACCAUUGCCAGCUUGGCCACCUGGCACAGGUUUUGCACUUGGUACUAUCGACCUGGGAGGGCUAGUGGUGUCCCAAGUAUCAUCUCUGAGCAAAGUUUGGGCUGCUCAUGAGGGAGGGCCAGACAAUCUCGGGGCGACAUUCUUCGAACCUUCGAAACUACAAGAGGGAUUCUUCAUGCUUGCUUGUUAUGGACAAGCUAAUAACAAGCUUCUUAAUGGAUGGGUUCUUGCAGGGAAGGACGGUUCAUGUGGGGCUCUUCAGAAGCCAAUAGAUUAUACUUUGGUUUGGAGCAGCGAAUCCUUGAAAAUCAAGCGAGACGGGGAUGGCUACAUCUGGCUUCCCGUGGCCCCCGAAGGUUAUAAAGCCGUGGGACAUGUGGUCACGAGGUCACCAGAGAAGCCGCCCCUUGACAAAGUCCGAUGCGUUCGAUCGGACUUCACCGACCAUUGCGAGACGGAUUCAUGGAUCUGGGGGCCUGGCGAGUCGAGCGAUGCGAGCAGUUUCAAUGUGUAUGGCUUGAGACCGGAAACUAGAGGAACACAAGCUUUGGGCGUAUCUGUUGGUACUUUCAUUGCCCAAAAUGGUGAUGAUGAUUCCCCUCUUGCUCUAUCAUGUUUGAAGAACAACAACCCCAAUCAUACAUCCUCUAUGCCUAACAUUAGCCAAAUUCAGGCACUGUUUCAAGCUUACUCUCCGUUUGUGUACUUCCAUCCCGACGAAACCUACUUGCCAUCUUCAGUCAGCUGGUUUUUCAGCAACGGGGCUCUGUUAUACAAAAAGGGCGAUGAGUCUAACCCUGUUGCAGUCGAACCCAACGGCUCAAACCUCCCACAAGGCGGCUCAAACGAUGGUGCCUACUGGCUGGACCUCCCAGAGGACCAAGCAGCCAAAGAGAGGGUGAAGAAAGGAGACUUACAGAGCUUCCAAGCUUAUGCACACGUUAAACCAAUGUAUGGCGCGACUUUCACGGACAUAGCGCUAUGGCUGUUCUACCCUUUCAACGGCCCGGCUAGGGCAAAGGUCGAGUUGAUCACUAUCCCAUUAGGGAAGAUAGGUGAACAUGUCGGUGACUGGGAGCACGUGACCUUGAGGAUCAGCAAUUUCACGGGUGAGCUGUGGGAGGUCUAUUUCUCACAGCACAGCCAUGGAACAUGGGUCAAUGCUUCAGAGCUGGAGUUCCAGAGCGGGAACAGAUUUGUGGCCUAUGCUUCCUUGAAUGGUCAUGCUUCGUACCCAAAGCCGGGGCUAGUUUUGCAGGGCAGUGGAGGAAUCGGGAUCAGGAACGACACAGCCAAGAGCAAAAUGGUCGUGGACACGGGAGUUGCGCACUCACUAAUUGCAGCCGACUAUCCGAGCGCAUCUAUAAGUUUGCUGCCAUGGGUCAACUAUCUAAGGGAAUGGGGUCCUAAGAUUGCUUAUGAUACUGCAGUGGAGUUAAAGAAGGUGGAGCAACUAUUGCCCGGAAAGCUUAAAUCGGCAUUCGAUCAUUUGGUGAAGAGUCUGCCAAGCGAGGUGUUGGGGGAGGAAGGGCCUACAGGUCCUAAAGCUAAGAGCAACUGGGGUGGUGAUGAAGUUUGAGGAUUAACCUGACUGCAGCUCACAUAGAAAGGAUCGAGGCAGAUGCAUAAGUUUUUUAUGGCAAAUUUCCGCCGCAAGUAUAAAUUUUAAAGCACAUAUUGUUCUUAUCCAGUCGAUACCUGUGGCACACUCGAGUUAUUCACCCAUUUGUUAAUAGAUUGCAAGUUAUUUUAGCACAA
Molecule: messenger RNA, 2248 nt
Organism: Rhodamnia argentea
Lineage: Eukaryota; Viridiplantae; Streptophyta; Magnoliopsida; Myrtales; Myrtaceae
Exons: 2
Coding region: 405-2069 (554 amino acids)
Source: RefSeq, a predicted model, not a curated record